This is a messenger RNA of Sphaerodactylus townsendi, 1675 nucleotides long. Its product is annotated as zinc finger protein OZF-like. The annotation marks the transcript as partial. The record is from RefSeq and is a predicted model, not a curated record. Gene Ontology annotation, molecular function: DNA-binding transcription activator activity, RNA polymerase II-specific; RNA polymerase II cis-regulatory region sequence-specific DNA binding. Lineage: Eukaryota; Metazoa; Chordata; Lepidosauria; Squamata; Sphaerodactylidae. Gene Ontology annotation, cellular component: nucleus. The transcript has 2 exons. Gene Ontology annotation, biological process: regulation of transcription by RNA polymerase II.
GAUCUCUCUUUUUAUUCCAGCAAGAGAUGAGCAGUGGUCUGAUGGAAAUGAGCAAGUGCAUGAGCUAUUGCCAGAGAAAGAGAAGAAUGGCAAACCAGAAAAGCAGACAGAAAGUCACAUGCCUGAGCAGAGGGAUAAAUCCACUCCUGGCCAAGGACAGGAUUGCCAUGAAGUAAUCCACACAUUAGAGGAAACAUAUAAGUGCUUGGAGUGUAGAAUGAACUUCUCAUCUCACAGCCAGUAUGAAAUCCAUUUGCAAACGCACAGUGGAAAGAAGACACAUCAAUGUUUGGAGUGUGACAUGACUUUCCUUAGCAGACCACAGCUCCUGAGGCAUCAAAGAACACAGGAAAGAGAGAAACCUUAUAGUUCCUCAGAGUAUGGCAAGAGCUUGUCACAAAAAUCAGAUUUUUUUCAACACCAAAGGAGUUGUUCAGGAAAGAAGGCAUUAAUCUGCUUAGAGAGGAAAAGGACCUUUUCUGGUAGGAGAAAGGGUAAUGUACAUAUUCCAAAACACAGCAUAAUGAGAGCACAAAAAUGCUUUCAGUGCGGAAAGUUCUUCAGCUGCAGAUCAAAGCUCCUUGUGCACCAAAGAACCCACACAGGAGACAAACCUUUUGAAUGCUCAGAGUGUGGAAAGAGAUUCAGCCACAGCAGCAAUCUUAAACGGCAUCAAAGAACUCACACAAAUGAGAGACCUUUUGAAUGCCCAGAGUGUGGAAAGAGAUUCAAUCACAAUAACUCUCUUCAAUAUCAUCAAGGAACUCACACAAAUGUGAGACCAUUUGAAUGCUCAGAUUGUGGAAAGAGAUUCAGUCAUAGUAGGAAUCUUCAACGGCAUCAAAGAACUCACACAGGGGAGAAACCUUUUAAAUGCUUAGAAUGUGGAAAGAAAUUCAAUUAUAGUGGCAAUCUUCGAAAGCAUGAAAGAACUCACACAAAUGAGAGACCUUUUGAAUGUCCAGAGUGUGGAAAGAGAUUCAAUCACAGUGACUCUUUUCGAUAUCAUCAAAGAACUCACACAAAUGAGAGACCAUUUGAAUGCUCAGAUUGUGGAAAGAGAUUCAGUCAUAGUAGGAAUCUUCAACGGCAUCAAAGAACUCACACAGGGGAGAAACCUUUUGAAUGCUUAGAAUGUGGAAAGAAAUUCAAUUAUAGUGGCAAUCUUCGAAAGCAUGAAAGAACUCACACAAAUGAGAGACCUUUUGAAUGCCCAGAGUGUGGGAAGAGAUUCAGUCAUAGUAGGAAUCUUCAACGGCAUCAAAGAACUCACACAAAUGAGAGACCUUUUGAAUGCUCUGUGUGUGGAAAGAGAUUUAAUCAGAGUAGCAAUCUUCAACAGCAUCAAAGAACUCACACAAAUGAGAGACCAUUUGAAUGCUCAGAUUGUGGAAAGAGAUUCAGUCAGAGUAACUGUCUUCAACGACAUCAAAGAACUCACACAGGGGAGAAACCUUUUGAAUGCUUAGAAUGUGGAAAGAGAUUCAAUUAUAGUGGCAAUCUUCGAAAGCAUGAAAGAACUCACACAAAUGAGAGACCUUUUGAAUGUCCAGAGUGUGGAAAGAGAUUCAGUCAGAAGGAAAACCCUUACAUUUGGUUGGAAUGUGGAAAGAUGUUCACUCAGACGGGCACUGUUCAACAGCAUCAAAAGAUCCACACGGGAGAAACCUUUUGA